GGCCAGGAGAUACUCUGGCCGGGUGGCUGGCGGGGGGGGGGGGGGUUUCCUGUGCCGCCCCCCCCCCCGCCCCACAACUCCCAAUGCAUCCAAGCCUUCUGCUUGUGCAAAAGGGAAAGUGGUUUUUCCUCUUUCCCUCUGCCGUGCCUACAGCGGCUUCCCGGCAGCUGCCCGCUCCAGAGGCCUGCUCCCCCACCCCGCGGAGACUGGGGGCCCGGCUGCCUGGCCAGGAUGUACCCCCCAAGGGGGAAGCUUUCCUGUGACUUGGGGGAGGGGAGUUGAUUUGCUCCAUUUCCUCCCCCCUCUGCCCUGCGAGGACUCCAGGAGUAGCAUUCCCAGCACGCCAGAGUGAGUCUACACGGGCUGCUAGCAAAAUCGCUUCAAUCCGGACUGGUUGGGGGUCAGAAAGGGGCCCAACCAGAAGAGAUCCUGUUCCCCCGGAGCUGGAGGUUUGUUCUAGCCUCGGGGUUUCCUGGAGGAAGUUGGAGCAGGAGUGAAUUUGGCGCAGCCUUAAAAUAUGAUCCUGCAGGAGGGACCCCAGUGACCAGGAGGACUCAGCAGGGAGCGGGGGGAGGAGAAUCCAGCCUGGGCAGCGCGAUGGUCCCGCUGUGCUGGCCCUGCCUGCACUGCUGCCCGUACCCCCCGGCGGCCAUGAGCGGGCCCCCCGCCCCGCAGCCCCCCGCCCUCUCCUACCACUACCGCAGCUUCUGCGGGGACUUCGAGCGGGUGGAGACAGCGCUGGAGCGGCUGGACGCCAGCGGCUUCUACUGGGGCAGCCUGUCGGGGGCGGAGGCCAAGCGGCUGCUGAGCCCCCACCCGCCGGGGGCUUUCCUCGUCCGCGACUCCUCUGACCACCGGCACCUCUUCACCCUCAGCCUCCGCACCGGGGCCGGCAUCACCAACCUGCGCAUCCAGCAGCAGGGGGCGGCCUUCCACCUGGAGACCCAGCCGGGGGCCCCCUGCCCGCCCGCCUUCGCCUGCGUGGUGCAGCUGGUGGAGCACUACCUGGGGCGGGCCGGGCACCCGGGGGGGCCCUGCUACCUGGAGGCCCAGGGGAGCCGCCCCGAGCCCCUGGCGCUCGCCCGCCCGCUGCGCUGCAAGGUGGCCUCGCUGCAGGAGUUGUGCCGGCGGGCUGUGCGGGCCAGCGUCCGGGCAGGGACCGGGGGGCCCGAUCUGGAGGGGCUGCCUGUGCCCCGGGCCCUACGCAACUCCCUGCGCUGCUAGGGGGCCCUGCCCCAGGCCCUACUGAACUGUCUGCGCAGAGGGAGGGGAGAGGAGCAAGGGGGGGACCCCCAACCUACGCUCAGAAUUCCCCCCCAAUGCUCAUGGGAGGCAGUGGGGUAGAGGGAGCCCCCCCGUAACUCAGGCCUUCUCAGCACAGCUGGGGGAGGGGAGGAAACCGCAGAGUGGGACCCCCUCUAGGACACCCCAGGGUUUUCCAGCACAGUGGAAGAGCGGGAAAGGGGUCUGUAGCCCCUGCCCUAUGGAAAAUGCAGGGCAGGGGCAGAUGGGGAGGGGAGCAGAUUGGCAUCAGCCCCAUGGCAGCUCCAGAUUGUGGGGGAGAUGGGACUGGAUAAGGAGAGAGGCCUGGAGUGGACAGGAGAGGGGGCUCUUCAGGCCAGGGCUGGGACCCAGAGUAAGAACUGGGAGGGGGACAUAGGAAUUGGUGGGAGCUGAGGGAUCUAAUGAGGGGGUUGAGACCCAGGACUCCUGGGUUCUCUCCCCAGAUCUGGGAGGGGUCUAGUGAUGAGAGCAGGGCGGCUAGGAGCCAGGACUCCUCGGUUCUCUCUGCAGCUCUGGGAAGGGCAUUGGGUCUAGAUCCCAACUAUUCCCAGGGAGCCAGAUUGGACCCCAGCCCCAUGCCGGGGCUCCCACCUCAUCCCCUGGAGGGCGCCACACCAACCGCAUGGACCUCGUCUCCCGCCAGGAGCGCUGGUGGCCCUGUUACCACCAGCCUGGCUGCACGGGGGGGGUCUUGUACCACUGCAUCGGGCUGGAAUAAACCUGUCUGCUGCAUCCUGCCUCCCACCACUGCUUUGGGGGCUGCCUGGGACCUGGGGGCUGCAGGGGUAGCCCCUCAAAGCACCCACAAAUCAGAGCCAGUACCCCCUAAAGAGGAAGAGCCCCAUUUCCCCUGAGCUAGGCAAGACCCAGGCCUGGGACCAGAGGGGAAAGGCCUGGUUCCCCAUUCCCUGCCAGCUGGCAGUGGUUGAGGGAUC
Molecule: messenger RNA, 2219 nt
Organism: Gopherus evgoodei (Goodes thornscrub tortoise)
Lineage: Eukaryota; Metazoa; Chordata; Testudines; Testudinidae
Product: suppressor of cytokine signaling 3-like
Exons: 3
Coding region: 598-1224 (208 amino acids)
Biological process (GO): intracellular signal transduction; phosphatidylinositol phosphate biosynthetic process
Cellular component (GO): phosphatidylinositol 3-kinase complex
Molecular function (GO): 1-phosphatidylinositol-3-kinase regulator activity
Source: RefSeq, a predicted model, not a curated record